Molecule: messenger RNA, 2130 nt
Organism: Marmota monax (woodchuck)
Lineage: Eukaryota; Metazoa; Chordata; Mammalia; Rodentia; Sciuridae
Product: E3 ubiquitin-protein ligase RLIM-like
Exons: 4
Coding region: 1-2130 (709 amino acids)
Cellular component (GO): nucleoplasm; cytoplasm
Source: RefSeq, a predicted model, not a curated record
AUGGGAAACUCGAAUUCACAGGAAGAAGAAGAUAGGUCUUCGGCCCAACGCAGAAGUCAGAUAGAUCAAUUGGCUCGAGAAGAAGCAUUCUAUCGAUUUGUGAAUAACCUGAGUGAAGAAGAUUACAAUCUUAUGAGGGAUAACAAUUUGCUAGCCACCAUAGGUGAAAGUACAGAAGAAGAACUGAUGAGAAGACUACAACAAAUUAAAGAGGCUCCACCACAGGAAUUGGGUGAAGGAAACUCUUCAGAGAAUGCAUCUAGUGAUGAUCCUACAGUAGGGUGGAUUACCACUUUUAGACAAACUGAAAAUAUGACAGAAAGGGAGCAAGGAGAUAAUCAAUCUUGGACAUCAACAAGUUCAAAUAAUUCAAGCAAUAGUGAUUUUGGAUGUAGUGGAGGAAUGAACUUUAACCUUCUUAAUAGAAGCCCAGAUCAAGAGACUGGACAUUUAACCUUUGUACGACUUCUUGAAAGAGAAUAUACAGAAAACAGUCAGAGGCAAGGGGAAAAUCCACUAUCAGAGUCAACAGAAACAAGUUCAUCUGGAUCCAAAGAAAAUGCAACUGAAGCCUUUAUGGAGGUCCCACCUACCAGAGGUCAGAGAAGAUCAAGAAGCAGAAGCCCAGAAACUCGGAGAACCAGACCAAGAAUUGAAAGUAGUUUAUCCCAAAAUAGACAGCAUGAAAUGGUAAUGAUAUUACAUUACUGUACAUCACUUGAGAUUUUUGAGUGUAUUCAGGUAAAUGAGCCAGAGAUAUAUGCUAGAAUUCAGCAGAAUGGGGCAUUGAGAGGGCAAAUAACCAGACCUGAAUUGCAAAGUCAGGAUCUUCCUUCAACUUCUGCAACAGGGAAUGCCUUUGCAGAAGACUAUUCUCCAAAUACAACCAAUGACAAUGAGUCUGAGGGAUUCAGACCAAGAAAUCCAAUCACACUAGAAAACAGAGAGAGUGAAGUGGAAAAUCCACCUGACUCAAUAGUUACAAGGGCUUCUAUAUCAGAUGGAAGUGCAACUGAAACAUUCGUGGAAAUCCCAUCUACCAGAGGUCAGAGAAGAUCAAGAAGCAGAAACCCAGAAACUCGGAGAACCAGACCAAGAAUUGAAAGUAGUUCACCCCCAAAUAGACAGCAUGAAAUGUUGAUGAGAUUUCAUUAUUGUACAUCAACUGAGAUUAAUGAGUGUAUUCAGAUAAAUGAGCGAGAGAUAUAUGCUAGAAUUCAGCAGAAUGGGGCAUUGAGAGGGCAAAUAACCAGACCUGAAUUGCAAAGAUUCAGACCAAGAAAUCCAUCCACACUUUUUGAUGAUCAUCCUAGAGAAUUUUUGCUGAGAGAUAGCAUAGCUAGUAGAAUUCAGUUAAUACCUGAGACACCAAACAACACUGUCACUUUAGAAAAUUAUCAGGAAGAAUUCAGAAGUAGGUUUUCACAUUCUGAGCAGGAAAGUAUGAGAUCUUCUGUUAAUACCAUUAGAAUACCUGCACCUAUUGCAAAUGAGACAACAUUAUGGCAUAUGACAGAAUUUGAUGAAUCAAGUGACCUCUUGGACAGUGACAAUCAAUUAGAGCCUAGCAGCUUACUCCUAAGUCAACACAUGGAAAAGGAAGAGUCACAGAAUGAAAGAGAUGAUUCUUGUGACAGUAUUAUUUCUAGUUCUAACUCAGAUCCUAGCUGGGAUUCUCGUUCAAGUUCCCCAGCAAUUUCCAGUUCAAGCAGCAGCUACUUGUCUAGUUCUAUGAUAUUUGAAGGCAAUAAUGAGAUAAAUGUAUCAUCAAGUUCACCAUCACAACCCAGGCAAGAAAGUCAACGGACAACACCAGCAACAUCUGAUAAAAGUGACUCUUGGCCCUUCCUAGCUCAGUUUUUCAUCUUAAAUGAAGAUCAUAACCAGCCUACAGGACUUACCAAACAACAGAUUGACGACUUGGCAGUAAGAAACAUUGAAAAGGAUGAUACAUUAAAAGCCUGUAGUAUUUGCCUUACAGAAUUUAGAGAAAACAACAAGAUCCGCAUACUACCUUGCUCCCACGAAUAUCAUAUCCUCUGCAUCGAUCGCUGGCUGUCUGAGUACUCUACUUGUCCUGUUUGUCGCAGAGAACUAACAGAUUCUGAUGGCAGAAAAAAUUCUAGUUGA